AUGGGACCAUUAACUGAAGCUCAGAUUGAGAACCACAUCUUGGUAGUUUAUAACAAUGGGACAGGAUACUUUCCUGCACAUAAAGUAAUGUCCCAGCUAGAUAUGAGCUUUUUAGUUUUUGUUUUCAGAGUUUCUGAGAUUGGUGCACUCUGUAACUAUGGAAAGAAAGAGAAAGUGUUAACACUGUCACAAAAGGUGGACGUAAUUGCUGCGGGCAAGCAGCCAGGAGUUACAAGGCAGCAGUUUGGAGUGAGCAGGCAGAUAGUCAAUUUAAUUUGGAUGCAAAAAAGUGAUCUUGAGAGUCGGUUUCAGAGUGGACAAGGAAACGCCAAUAAGAAACGAAAUAGUCCCGGCACAUUUUCAGAGCUUGAAGAAAUUAUUUUUCUAUGGUUCAAAGAAAAGCGGGCACAAGGAGUUCUUCCGAGUGGGGUUUUGCUUCGUCAAAAGGCAGUGGAUCUAGCUCAGACUACGAAAAUCGAAGGUUUUCAGCAAAACGACGGUGUACGACUUCGUAAAAUAAUUGCUUCAACUAGUGUACGACUUCGUGAAAUAAUUGCUUCAACUAGUGUACGACUUCGUGAAAUAAUUGCUUCAACUAGUGUACGACUUCGUGAAAUAAUUGCUUCAACCAGUGUACGACUUCGUGAAAUAAUUGCUUCCACUAGUGUACGACUUCGUGAAAUAAUUGCUUCAACUAGUGUACGACUUCGUAAAAUAAUUGCGCCAAUAAAUUUGCUGAAAAAGAAGUCCAUCUUGUCGGGUAAAACAAAGCUGGUGCUCGUUGUUAAAGAAGAUUUAAGAAAAGACAUUAUGGACACUGUAACAGAAGGAGACAAGCUUCUUUUAAUAACAGAAAAAUCACAAAAUAAAUCAAAUUCUAGUAGUUUUCUCACCGAAUUCCUGAUUUGGAAAAACGACGGAAGCGCCACUUUUACAAAUGCCAGAGACGAUGAAAUUAUUUUUCCACCAUCGACAAACAACUUUGGAGGACGUACUUUUCUUGCCACACUUUUAACAAAGAACAAUGACAAACUAGCAAUUCAGGUACUUAACAUUCUAUCACAGGUUCUGAACUUCAGCCUCGCAUUUCCAGACCCGCCGGCUGAUUCCUACGGAACUAAAGAUUAUGCAGGUGUAUGGGGAGGAGCUGUUGGACAAUUAGCUCGCAAGGAACGAGACGUUGCUGGUAUUCAGUUGUCCUGGACUGCCGAACGAAACGCUGUCAUCGACUUUGCCGAGUUUUAUCAGCUUGCUGCAUUGAUGUUCGGUAGCAGAGCUCCACGUCAGUUCCCACGUUCUGGUGCACUCUUCCGGCUGUUCGGUGUAGAAGUCUGGGUAGCGUACUUUUUUGCCAGUUUAUUAUCGGGAGGAAUAGUAGCAGCAACUUGGAUGUUCUAUUUAUUUAAAAUUAAUCCAAAGGAAGGAGCCACUUCAUCGUUUUCAAUUCUUCAAUUAUCAUUAGAAGCUUCUCUGAAGAUUUCUCUUUGGCAAGGAGUAGAGAAGCUCCCAAGCAAUAUUGGAUCUAGAAUUGUUUUCGCCAUUUGGGCAGUUGCGUGUCUAAUUGUUCUGAGUGUAUAUUGUGGAAACAUCCGGGCAUUUUUAAGUAUCAAAGAAACUGAGCAGCCACUGGAUACAGUUGCUCAGGUCUUGAAAGGCAACGUUCCAGCAUAUUAUUAUCCUGGUACCUCAACUGAAUCAUUUUUAAGGGAAACAUCUUUUAGCCUCGUUCAUGAACUAUGGAAGAAGAAUAAAAAUAACAAUAAAGAAAGGAUGAAUCCUAACCAGUACCUGGAUCUUAUGUCCAAUGGAGGCAUAUUACUUGCAACAAACGUUAACUUGGAAAAGCUCUUUCAGCAAUUUGAGGAAAGUUCCGGAAGGUCCUGUCCGUUUUAUCUUGGGAAACAACGAUUAAAGGAGGAUUAUUUGUGUCUUGGACUUCAGAAAAAUAGUCCAUUUCUGGAACCAAUGAGCUAUAGAAUUCGAGACUUUAAGAGAGGAGGAAUAAUCCAGUUUUGGCAAGAGAGAAUCAUAGAAGAACAGGUAAUAAAAGAGGGGUCGUGUGAUCCUAGACUUAGAAGUAACAAAGAUCAAACAAAUAUUCUGCUGUCCCUUUCUCUGAAUGACGUAAUUGUGUCAUUUCAACUUCUUUUGUCAGGUUAUGUUAUGUCAAUAGUUACUUUCUGUGUAGAAUACCUUAUUGGUAGAUUUAAAAUAAAUCAAAAUGUACCUAAAUAAGAAAAUAUCAUGCAUACGUAAAAAACGUAUAUCUAUUUUUUCUUGAUAUAGUUCUAAUGUAUAUGUUUGCAAUGCACAUAAACCACCAUAAUACAUAAAAGCAAUACAUUUAAAAUGUGUCAGAAAAGAGUAAAUGUAAAAAUCACCCAGAAUACCAUCUUUUUUUUUAAGUCUCUUACUCAAACCUUAUUUUAUUUGUGCUACCCUAGAGGAUAUUAGUACAUACUCAUAUUUGUGCUACCCGAGAGGUAUUAGUACAUACUCACUCUUUUCCUCACGUUCGAAUGUUAAAAUAUAAACAAUAGCAGCUGUUACUAAAUAUAAUAUCACGUAAGGGACUUUUUUUUUCCCAAUUCUACAGCUUUACGGUGUGGUCCUGUAUUAUAUGCUGUUCUCUGGUUAACCGUGGUUGUAGUAGUACACAAAAUUUCGCUUAGCUCUAAAUCAAUUAUAUUGCUUUGUCAGGUAAAGAUAAUACCACUGCUAGUGGUUUGCUAACAUCUAUGUAAGUAUUCCGCUAUUGUAUAAAAUUGAUAUCUAAAAGUUUUAAAUUGCUAGCGUUCUUUUACAGUACUAUGAGCUUGGUUAUAUAAUAACUGUGUAAGUUAUGAAAAUUUUGAUACUUUACAGUAAAUUAACAGUAUAUAAACGAAGAGUUUCAGUAUGUACACAAGUAACAUAGUACUCAUACACUGCACACAGUUUCAGUCUAUAGAAAUCGUAAAUAUGGUGUCCUUAUUGUAGGCUUUAAUUCAAAGUUAUUUACUCAAUAUAGUAUUUGUUAACGCAAAUGCUGUGUAGAAAUAAACUUUGAUUUUUCAAUUAUGUUACACUCGUUUUCGUUCGUUGUACUGAAGCAUAUGUAAUUACGCACUCCCAGUAACGAGAAUCUGUGUGUUUAUGUUUAUGUUAUAUAGG
Messenger RNA from Limulus polyphemus (Atlantic horseshoe crab), 3153 nucleotides. Its product is annotated as glutamate receptor 2-like. Gene Ontology annotation, cellular component: membrane. Bases 1 to 2235 code for a protein of 744 amino acids. Lineage: Eukaryota; Metazoa; Arthropoda; Merostomata; Xiphosura; Limulidae. Gene Ontology annotation, molecular function: glutamate-gated receptor activity. The record is from RefSeq and is a predicted model, not a curated record. The transcript has 12 exons.